Molecule: messenger RNA, 651 nt
Organism: Rangifer tarandus platyrhynchus (Svalbard reindeer)
Lineage: Eukaryota; Metazoa; Chordata; Mammalia; Artiodactyla; Cervidae
Source: the annotation of a GenBank genome assembly
AUGGCUGGAGAGAUAGUCUAUGCUGAUAUCAAACAUACAUCUUCAGAACAUUCAUCUUCACUCCAGAGAUCUGAUUCUCAACACCACGGAAUUUUCCUGAAAGUUGGAUGUGCAAUGAUUAUCAUUCUUCUUGUAAUAGUAACUGUGCUGAGCAUGCUUGUUAUUCAGUUCAAAUCUGCAAGACAAACUGAAGUCGAUAAUGAAUCAAAGAAGAAAUAUUGUACUGAGCAAAGUAAAUCUGAAGCAAGCAGCUCAAUAGUUUCUUUUGAUUCUUCUACUGUUCGUACAUCAUGCCCCACCAAAGAUUGGAGGCCACAUGGGGGGAAAUGCUACUGGGUUGCUGAAAAUGAAAAUAAGAAAUCUUGGAAUGAGAGUAAAAAUGACUGUGUCAUGAAAAACUCACAUCUCAUGGUGAUCCGAGACUUCACUGAUACGACUUUCCUAUGGCAAAACGUACAUGAUUCAUUUUGGAUUGGUUUGAGGAUUCCUCCUGGAGGGGAAUUAUGGACCUGGUUGGACAACAGCACUUUUGACCCAAAGCUGUUUUCAAACGAACGAGAGACCCGGAGUAUGAAAUGCGCCUGGGUGUCUUCUAACAAGAUAAUCAAAGCAAGUUGUGAAAAAAAUUAUCCAUGGAUUUGUCAAUUAUAA